AUGAUCGGCAUGAACGGCAUCUGGAACAUCGACAGCGCCCUCGCGCUCAACCAGUUCCCAAGCGUCGAGGACCGCGUCGCCCUGUCCACGAAUCAGUGGGCAGACGACCUCAGAGGUAUCUACAACAAUGCCCGCGAUAGGUUCUCAGACGUCGCUUGGGAAACGGACACGGGCGAAAGGAUAUUUGCACAUAAAGCUGUCGUCUACGUUCGAGCACCAAGUAAGCGCACCCCCGCUUUACGCGAGCUGACCAUGUGCACAGAAGCAUUCAAGGACCGAUACUUCCUAUUUUUACAGAACAGUCAAAACCGAGCAGGCAGGUCACAGACGUCACUUGCCAUCGCGCGGUCACCCUCACCCUCACCAUUCUCCACCACCCCUCCAUUUCCGAACGGGACAUCAGUACGCAACACACCUUCCCCCUCCUACCUCGCAGCAGCACGCAGCAGCAGUCUCUCCGUCGACACGAUCGAAAGCGAUGGGACACUACGCGCCCCAACCCUUAACACUGGUGGCGAUGGGAUUCUCAAGCUCGGUCAGGACGAUCCCCCCGAGAUGUUUAGAGCACAGCUUGAAUGGCUCUACACAGGCGAGGGGUUCGGAGACGUCGUCGAGUGGAUCAGCGGAGACGGCGCUGCCGGUCCAGGCGGCGCCGGCAAUCUUCGCGACUCAUUAGGGCGAAGAGGCAACCUCGCAGAGCGAAGAGACAAGCUGGGAAACGACCUCACCUACAUGUGGACCAGCAAGCUCUACUGCGACGUGCGGAUACACCUCGACGCUCCCGAGAGCGACGGAUACGGGUCAGACACGUCGGGAGACUCUGACGACUCUCUCGCCGAGACCGUGAUCUUCACUGCCCACAGAUUCAUGCUCGUAUCCCGAUCACCAUAUUUUGCGUCGGUCCUCCUCAAUCCUUCCUCCUUCCGACCAGCAACCGCCGACGUUCACCUUCCUACCCCUCCUUUCACCCCAGCAGCCCUCCACUUCUGUCUUGGCUGGAUCUACGCAGGCCACCUCGACUUCUCCAACCGCUCCUUCGACCUCUCUACCGCCCUUCAGAUUCACCGCGCCGCGGCUUACCUGCAACUGGACUCGCUCGUCUCAGAAGUGGAAUCGCGGCUCGUGUACGACUUCUGUGAUAACAUGGACUGGGACCGGUGUCAUUGCCGACGAUGUCUCAGCCGUGUUCCUCGCGUGUGGCGUUUUACUUGCGCACCGGACGUCGGCGCGCUCGACUUGCACAAGCGCGCACGCCGCUUCAUGAUCGCAGGAUGGACUGAAGCUUGGGGACGAGAAGUCGGAUCAGCAGACAAGAAGGACCGAGACGACCUGGUGAGAGAUCUCGCCAGAACCUUGACGCCGGGGAGCGUCAUCUCCGUGUUUCGAGGCGUGGCGCGACUACGCCGUCGCAUGAGCCAGGCCAUUCGAUCCAAGGGUCCCGACGCCGCGGGCUGGACGGACGCCGUCGGAGAGAUGGUCGAGCAGACUGAGAAGCGCGCGCGCGAUCUCAUCGCUACCCACUUUGUCGCCGUGUGCGAGAGCAAGGAGCUCUGGGAUGCGCUGAACGGCGUCGGCAUGAACGAGGACGCUCUCGACGCCGUGCUCGCCGAAAUGGUCGAGAUUGCGGGUCGCCCAACGACAUCAGUGGAAGCGCCACGCAUGUACCAGACCAUCGUCUCGUCGCUCCUCCUCAAGGUCAACCCCGAUACCUUGCAGCCCAUGCUCAGGACAGGGUCACAAGCACGACAUAAGGUUGAGCAGACGAAAGAAGGCGUUUUGUCUCACAUCCGACGGCGCUGGAUGGGCAUUAAGGACGCUGCGGGAUUCGUCGGUUUGGAGCCCUGGUCGCUCAAGGAAAUCAGCGACGAGUUGGAUUUACCGAUGGACGAUCUCCUAGGGGUAGCAUUUCCACGCUCCAGCGCCGGCUUUCCGCGCACAGCGUCCACUGCUGCUGGACUCGCAGAAUCGAACAGCUCGACAGGAGGGUCCCGUGCAGCGUCACGUGCAGACCGUCAAUCUCGAUCGUCCGUCGACCAUGCUUCUGAGAUCUCGUCGGGCAGUCAGACGAGCCAGGGGCCAGGACAUGCGAACCGAGCGUCCGUGUCGACCCUCCGAGGCGUCGAGACGCCAGAGCCAUCAGAGCGCAAUGGUCUCCGCCGACUUCGACUUUCCAGUUCAGCAUCCAGUGCGUCUGUCACAUCGUCGCGAGCAGCUUCAAGGGCAGCUGCAGCGUCGCAGUCUAGUCGACAGACACCAACUUCGUCCGGCCCGACUCCUCGCAGCCCUACAGCCGCAUCGAAAACCCUCGUUGUUUCCGUCGGAUCGCGCAACCGUGUAUCUCCUUCUCUGGGCAGCCCCAACAGCCCCACACCGACCGUUAUGAGCGGACCGCCGCGACCACUCCUCACCGGCAAGCGGCCAGUUUCCAAGCUGAAGAGCGACAAUGAGAAGACUGGCGACUCCCCAUCCCCGCGAGCCGGCCCUUCCACGUUACGACACCAGUCGUCGAUGAGCUCCGUGCGAUCUACGCCUUCCGCUAAGACUCCGACAGCCGCCAGAACCCCUACCACUAGGGCUGCCGUUUCAAGUAGGACCGCGACGUCCAGCAACGCGUCGGCCAAAUCGACAGCACGACCCACUCCUGCGAACAAGUCGCCCACAAAAGCAGUCAGCAAAUCACCGACGAAAGCUGCGUCUUCGAGUCGGCCGUCGCUGUCGUCAACGCGGCCAAGUGCUCGUCUUAGAACAGUUUCGACACCAAAUGCCGCGGCCGCCGGGGCAAAGACAGCAACGCCGAACACACGCCCGAUCAGCCACUCUCGCACAUCGUCUGUUGCAAGCGCGUCCACGGCAUCGUCAGCUGCGAGGGCGGCCGCUACGGUUCCCGCCUCGCAUUCACGAACGUCCUCGGUCAGCUCCUCAACGGCCGUGAGACCCAUGACAGCGGCGCGCCCCUCGCGUGCGUCUUCGACUGCGAGCGUGUCGGCUCGACCGGCGCCAGGACGAGCCACCACUGGGUCUUCCUCCAGCUCCGCGACGCAUUCCCGCAACGCCUCGGUGACGAGCGCCGCCAGCAGCGCGAGGACACCGCUCACAGGCGGACCGCCAGCACGACUAACGAGGGAUAGUGCCCACUCGCGAAACGGUUCGCUAGCAAGUCUCCGCAGCUUCAAGAGCGCCAAGUCGACCGAAUCGGCAACAGCUACGCCCAAGCCCGCGCCGAGAUCUGGUAUGACGAAGAGUGCCUCCAUGAUGAGUGUGCGAAGUACGCGGUCUACCACGAAGCCGGCGGAAACGCCCAAGCCAGCGACAUCUCGAGCGAGCACCGGAUCUACAGCGCCCUCUUCCGAACUGAAAACGUUCCGCACUAGAUCAGUGUCCAUGGCGAAUCUCAAGACGACGACCCCCACGCCGCGGUCGAGUUUGCCACCUUCCACCACCUCGAAGACUCCGGCGGCGACCCCGAAGCCUGGAACCAGCACUCUUCGACCGCGCCCGUCAACUGCGAGUAGUACUCGGGUGCGCACGAAUUCGACAGCCUCCUCGACGGCGACCGGCACAGGAACGAGGGUUCGCCCGCGCACCUCAUCGCUGGCGAGUACGCGGUCCCACGCUACGAUUGCCGAGGACCCCGACCAACCGCCCUUACCAGGUGAUGCCAAGGACAACGUCCGUGCGACGCGAACUCGAACCAUGUCGAUGGCAAGCGCGGCCUCUCGAGCCUCGACGUCAACGGCGGCGUCUGGAGUGGAGGAAACCACGCCUGCGACGAAGACUGUCCGACCCCGCGCCUCCUUAACGGCCGCAACGCCAACACCUGCUGCCCGAGGAAAGGCUGCUCAACCCUCAACGACGUUGGCGCCCCUCACGCCUACGGAUGCUGGUUCCGGCAAGAUGGCGCGCGACCAGGCGACCCCGAAGGCCGCCGCGAAGCCCUCUGCUCCCAGUAAGGCUGGGACACUGCGGCCGUCGACGUCUUCGAGGAACAUCAGUCGUAGUGUGUCUGAGUCCACUCUCAAACCGUCCAACUCUGCCAGGUCGUUGUCGAGCAAGACGAGCCGCGAUUCUGGUGCGGUGACCCCGAAGGCUUCAAACGCGAAGGCGUCAUUAGAGCCGGCGACACCGACAGCGCCCAAACAGCGCUCGGUCUCGGCCAAGGUUGCCACUCCUAACGCGAGUGGCACCCCGCGACGCAGCACUUCUGGUCUCUUCCCCGCGACGGCCGGUACGCCUCGCCAGCGUGCUGUCUCUGCAGGCGCGUCUCUGUGGAAGCGCGCCACGCCCGUGCCGCCCAAGGUUGCUGGUGUUGUCGGUCAGGACAACACGUCUCCCAGGACUAGCAUGAGCCCGAGGGCCAGUAACUCGCCGUCAGCGAGCACGGUCAGUGGCCUUAAGAGCGCCAGCCGGGGCAGAUUACGCUCGUCUUCUGGCUCGACGGAGGGACCGUCUGAGGCUAUCACCCCCAGGAUGUCCGCGUCCGUGGAGCCCAUCAUCGCCCAGGAGCAGGAGGAUGCCGCCUGCGCUCCUCCCUUGCAAAACGAGCCGUCACCCGAUUCCAAGUCUGAACGGCCGCCCAGCGUGCUCCUGCACCGCCCCGAAUCACUAGUCGUCCCGGAGGAGCCGCAAGAGGAGGAGGAGCGGGAAGAUAAGCCCGAGGAGCGCAAUGAGGUUACGACACCGGAGACCGAGCCGCCGUCUGGUGUAACGGUUACUCUGAAUGACGAGCCCGAUGAGUUGGACCCUCGAGUCACUCCGCGCGCUACCCGCGCUGAGCGGGCGCGAGCCACGUCGGAGAGCACGACGCCGACGUCGGCCCAGUACCCGCCAGCAGUCUUUGGCGUCCCGCACCGCUCGGCGUCCAGCCCUGUCUCGGCCAUCAGCGAUCAGCCCAUUCGGCCCAUCAUCCCUCCGCGCACCGCCUCGAUCACGGUCUCAGUCACGGAUGACGAGUCUGACACGCGCUCGCGAUCGGGUUCCGGCUCUGCGCCCCUUCCAAUCCCCGGCGCUAGCAUGCUGUCCGAUGAGCCUGUACCGACGAAUCUCCCUCCUCCGAGCGCCUACACGACCCCGAAGGUGCCUCCGACCCCGCCGAUCGCCUCGUUCUCGCUCCCGAACACUCCGCCGGUGCGACCGACUUCGCUGGCCGCGAGCCCCAUGUCGGCUGCAAGCUUACACAGUGUUCUGUCGACGGCGCAUGGUAGCCCAGCGGGUAGUGUCCGCUCGCACACCUCGCCGUAUCGCCCGCAUCCUGCGCACGCGUUUGACCCGCCCCCGCGUGAGCGCCCUGCUCCUGUGCCCGUCGCCGUGACCCCGCCCAAGAUCGAGGUCACGGACGAGAACGUGCCGUUUAGCGGACGGGGUGUGAGCCUGCACGUCGGCAUUCCGUGCAUCGUGGCCCUGACUAGCCGACGCGCCCGUUUCCGCGCCAACGCAAAGUAUCUCGGCACGCUGCAGGACACGAAGGGCCAGUGGGUCGGCAUCGAGGUCGAGGACCUGGACCGAUUCGGGAUCGAGACUCUCCCGACCGGUGCGCGCAACGGCGUGCGCUACUUCCACUUCACGGUGCCGAGCACCCCGGCGCCGGGUCCAGAGGCGCGACAGGCGCGCGAGAUGCGCCUCAGACGUAUCGGUAGCAUCGCAGACAGUCUGCCUAGAAGGCGGCUCGGUGCCUUGGGUCUCAGCAACCCUAGCACGAGAAGUGCGAGCCCCUUUGGUGGCAGCAGUUACGCCGCCGAGUGGGUCGCGCCCGAGAAGCCGCGCGCGCUCUUCGUCCGGCCAGAAGAGGUGCUGUUCGUCAUGGGCGCGGAUCCAUAG
Messenger RNA from Trichosporon asahii var. asahii CBS 2479, 5814 nucleotides. RefSeq names its product Bsp3. Lineage: Eukaryota; Fungi; Basidiomycota; Tremellomycetes; Trichosporonales; Trichosporonaceae. The record is from RefSeq and is a predicted model, not a curated record. Gene Ontology annotation, molecular function: protein binding. The coding region runs from base 1 to 5814 and encodes 1937 amino acids. The transcript has 2 exons.